Naegleria lovaniensis is the source of this 930-nucleotide messenger RNA. RefSeq lists its product as uncharacterized. Gene Ontology annotation, molecular function: Atg8-family ligase activity. Gene Ontology annotation, biological process: autophagy of mitochondrion; nucleophagy; autophagosome assembly. The record is from RefSeq and is a predicted model, not a curated record. Lineage: Eukaryota; Heterolobosea; Eutetramitea; Acrasida; Naegleriidae. The transcript has a single exon. Bases 1 to 930 code for a protein of 309 amino acids. Gene Ontology annotation, cellular component: cytoplasmic ubiquitin ligase complex; cytosol.
AUGUCCAAAGCACAAUCAUCAAACAACAGUACUGGCAAGGGAUCUACCUCCUUCCGUGCUUUUUCUCUCUUUAAAAACUUUGCAGAAUAUUUCAUUGAUGUACCCAAGGAAUCUCACUUUUAUGAGAGAGGUGUUUUGACCCCAGAGGAAUUUGAAAAGGCUGGUGAUUUACUCGUUUCCAAAUGUCCAACAUGGUCAUGGAGCGCAGGUGAAUCUUCCAAAAGAAAGGAUUAUCUUCCUGCCGAGAAGCAAUUUCUGAUCACGAGAAAUGUUCCUUGUUUGAGACGUUGCAGCGAAUUGAUUGAGAUGGCAAAGGAUGAAGAAGCUGUGGAAGAUGGCGAGUGGAUUGCUACUCACGUGAAUCAAACAAAGGAGAAGGAAGAAAUUGGAGAAAUUGAGAGUGGAUCAGCAUUGGCUCAAAAUGAUCUUGUAGUUCAUACGGCCGAUGAUGAAGAAGAUGAUGACGAAGAAGCCAUUGAUAUUAAUAAUUAUUCUGAUUCGGAACUUGAGGAUACUAUCAAAGAUAAAGGAGCUCUCGAGGCCAACAGCGGAGAUGAUAUUCUCAAGACGAGAACCUAUGAUUUGAGUAUUACCUAUGACAAGUAUUAUCAAACUCCACGAGUUUGGCUUUUUGGAUAUGAUGAACGUGGUGCCAAAUUGGAAACUGAAAAAAUUCUCGAGGAUAUUCAUGCCGAUUACGGAAAUAAGACUGUGACAAUUGAACAACAUCCACAUUUGAAUACUCAAUGGGCCAGUAUUCAUCCAUGCAGACAUGCUGAGGUCAUGAAAAAGAUGGUUGAUCGUUUGUCAGGAGGUGGAGAUGGUGACAAACAAUUUGUGAGAGUUGAUUUGUAUCUUUUCUUAUUCUUGAAAUUCAUUUCUUCAGUGAUACCAACCAUUGAAUAUGAUUUCACAACUCAAGUUGAUUAA